AUUUUCUUCAAGAGACUCUACACACACUGGAAGGAAAUGCUUUUAGAAGUGCAGGGAUUUGAUCCUGAUGACCUCUAUUCAGGGGUCAAUUUCUCCAAGGUUCUGAGUACUCUCUUAGCUGUCAACAAAGCAACAGAAGAUCAGCUCUCAGAAAGACCAUGUGGACGUUCGUCUUCUCUUAGUGCGGUUAAUAGUUCUCAGACAAACCCACAGGGAGCAGUUUCUAGCACAGCUCCAGGGCCGCAAAGGCAGUCAAAGGCAGUGGAGAUGACGGAAAAUGGAAGUCACCAGUUGAUAGUAAAGGCAAGAUUCAACUUUAAGCAGACUAAUGAAGAUGAACUGUCAGUCUGUAAAGGGGACAUCAUUUAUGUCACUCGAGUUGAAGAAGGAGGCUGGUGGGAAGGCACAUUAAAUGGAAGAACAGGCUGGUUCCCUAGUAAUUAUGUCCGAGAAAUUAAGUCCAGUGAGAGACCUCUCUCCCCCAAGGCCGUCAAAGGAUUUGAAACAGCUCCACUUACCAAGAAUUAUUAUACUGUGGUGUUACAAAACAUCUUGGAUAAUGAAAAAGAAUAUGCUAAGGAACUUCAGUCUCUUCUUGUCACUUACUUAAGACCCCUGCAGUCCAAUAACAAUCUGAGUACUGUGGAGUUUACAUCUUUACUGGGAAACUUCGAGGAAGUAUGUACAUUUCAACAGACACUCUGCCAAGCCUUGGAAGAAUGUUCAAAGUUUCCAGAAAACCAACACAAAGUAGGAGGCUGUCUACUAAGUCUUAUGCCUCAUUUUAAAUCUAUGUACCUGGCUUACUGUGCAAACCAUCCUUCAGCUGUAAAUGUACUCACUCAGCACAGGUAAAUCCUUAACAUCUUCCCGAUAUCUCUGAAUCGACUUUUGAGUAUUCCUGCUCUUGAUGUCAGAAAUUAAUUUAUUGUUUCAUGGUUUGAUCAUCCAUUAAUCCAACAAAUAAUUUACUGAGCACCUACUAUGUGCAAGUUCCUGUAUUAGUUGAUAGGGAUACGGUAGUAAACAAGCAAGGGAGGGCCCCUCUCCCCAUGGAGCAUUGAAUCUUGAGGGAAAUACAAAUAUUAAACACUGAGAACAUCUACUACAAAAUGGGUGAUAAAGGAUGCUGGGAGACUAUGCAACGUGGCAUCAUCUUAGUGGGGUGAAGGGUAGGAGAAGGACUAGAAAAGGCUUUCCUCUAGCAAAAUUCUGUUUCGAUCCAAGGAGUUAGCCCUCUCUGCCUCAGUAAAUGUUUUUGUCAUAAAUAUUAAUGCAUGUUAUUUGUACAUAUUAAUGGGUUUCACUGUGACGUUUCCAAACAUGCAUGUAUCACUCUUUGGUGUUAUCUGCCCAUCUAAAUAACUUCUCUUGCUUCCGUUCUUCCCCAUUCCUCCAGCUUUCAUACCCUUCUCUAGUAGUCCCUCUACUACUUUCAAGUUUUCUUUUUUUUAAUUCUAGC
Molecule: messenger RNA, 1462 nt
Organism: Castor canadensis (American beaver)
Lineage: Eukaryota; Metazoa; Chordata; Mammalia; Rodentia; Castoridae
Source: RefSeq, a predicted model, not a curated record